UCUCUCUCUCUCUCUCUCUCUCUCUCUCUCUCUCUCUUCUUACUCUUCUUUCACCCAAGUUGAACAUCAUCAAAGAUUGUCAGCAUCAUUUUGCUCUUUGAUCAUACUCUUCAAAAAGUACUAUAAAUGUGAUGUGACUUCUGACAUUUUGGUAUGUGGAAACGAUCAGAAAACUGACCAGAAACGGAGUAAUCGUCGAGCCAGGCUCGACAAGGAGGAGGAAGAGGAAACACGAUAAUGGGCAACGCCACAACGAAAGAUUAUUCAAGGAGCAUCUCCGUUGGCACCAGCUCGAAGAAAACGCGUUGGGAUGGUCCAGGUCUUCCGGCCCCACCAGGCAGACCUAUCUUAAUAUCGGGAACGAAUGAAACACAGCCGGAUGUUGUGGCAAUACGAUGGGAGAGAUCACCAAGUAACGGUGGAUCGGCGAUUAUCGGAUACUUGGUCGAGCAUCGACGAUUGGGUUCUCCUCAUUGGGUACGAAGCACUUCCGGUCUUUGUGCCUUUCCAGAGCUGACUCUAAGCGGUCUUGAGCCAGGAUGGCGUUACCAAUUUCGAGUCAGAGCGCAAAAUGCACUCGGACUUUCGCAGCCAAGCGAUGUCUCCGAACCACUUACGGUUACCUUACAAAAGGCGUCGUCUGGCGCCUGCGCUCCUCAUUUCGAUUUAGAGCUUAAAGAUACAGUUGCACUCGAGAAUGAACAGGCUGAAUUCGUUAUACAAUUCUCUGGUACACCAUUGCCAAAAAUCUCGUGGUUUAAAGACGGCUUCGAGAUCUUUAGUAGUAGACGCACCAGAAUUGUUACGGACAAUGGAAAGAGUAUUCUCUUGAUACAUCAAACCGCGCUUAACGACGAGGGUGAAAUUAAAUGUACUGCCACCAACCGAGCAGGUCAUGUCGCUACCAGAGCCAAAUUAAUUCUCGAAGCACCUCCGCGGAUACGAUUGCCACGUCAAUAUGAGGAUGGUUUGCUUUUCGAGCAAGACGAGACUAUUAGACUGAAAGUAUCCUUAGCAGGUAGGCCAAUGCCUGUUGUCACCUGGUAUCACGAUGGAGAGCUAAUAUCUAAAGAUGUUAGACACAUAUUUGAGGCGAUGGAUGGUGAAUCGAUUCUGAAAAUACCAGAUGCAAAACGGAGUGAUCGAGGAGAAUACAUUGUCAAAGUUACAAACAAAUUGGGCGAAGAUACGGCGUCUUUUCUGGUCACCGUGACAGAUCGACCCGCUGCUCCUGGCAAAAUAGCUGUUGCAAUGACAUUAGGUAGAUCGGUGACGUUGUCGUGGAAGGAACCAGAAGAUGAUGGCGGAUGUAAAAUCGGAACUUAUAUUGUCGAAUACUAUAGAAUCGGCUGGGAGGUAUGGCUUAAAGCAACUACGAGCAGGCGCACUACUGCAACGUUAACAGAAUUGAUCGAAGGUUCCGAAUACAAAUUUCGCGUGAAGGCUGAGAAUCCUUACGGAGUCAGCGAUCCAAGUGAGGAAAGCGAUGUUAUCUUUGUUCCAGACAUUAAACGCAGAAUCGUAACUCCGUCUUUGAAUGAAAAGUCACAAAGUCAUCGAGAGAUCAGCAGAUCUCGUGGUGAUAAACGAGAGGUGAGUUUCACUAUGCCAGCACAAAGAACUAGAAGUUUAACAAGGGAAGAAGCUAAAACACAAGACAAUGAAAGUAAUGAUCGCUUUGGAUAUGACGAACGAUCAGCUUCAGUACAACGGCUCGCAACUUCUACAUUGGACAAACCGUCCAGAGCUGACAGUAGAGUGACAUUUGCACUGGAUACUUUGAAAAAUGAACAAAUGCCUCCAAUUGCCCCAGCCAGAUCAAAAGAGCACAAUUCCACGAAGCAACAAGUUUCUCUUGGAAAUCAUACAAAUCGAUCAAAUAUUGCGGCAAAUGCGACAAUAGACAAACAAGAUAUUAUUAUAAAGGAUGAAAGAACAAUGACAUCGAAACCAACAUCAACUAUGUCAGUCUCUUCUUCAGUUAUCAAAGAAGAUACCACAUUACAUUUUAUAACAAAAGAAAAGAGCAUCUCUCCACUCUGUUUGCCAAGAAUCCAAAAGCAGCAAAAAGAGGAAAGUUAUAUUACAACAAGUCAUCAUUUAACACCAUCGUUGAAUUCAAUUCCAGAAAAACAGACCGCCAUCGUCGAAUCCAUGCUAUUUCCGCCAGAUAGAUUUCCGCAAUCGCAAAGAAUACUGCAAGAGGAUGACGAGAACGCAUUGCAUGGUAGCUCGGAGUUCAUGCUCGUUUUAUAUCCAGAAGAUGAAACACGAGAGGAAUAUGUAAUCGACAUGAAGAACUCUACAGAAAUUCAAAUUAGAAACAACAUAAGUGGCAGAUCGAAUAUGAUCGUGUUGACAGAAGACGAGAACGAUCUCGUACCACCGCCGAUGUCGUUAUCUCUUCCAGAAUUAUUUAGCACGCAGCAUCAAGUGAUGGAAAUAAUGCGAGAAGCGGUUAGCUCUACCGAGCUUCUUCACGAACGAGCUAUGGAACGUUUCUAUCGCGCAGUUGCUGCUGAAGAGGCAUCCGAAAUUGCCAAACAAAAGAUGCAAUUUGAGAGACAAACUAAACUGACGCCAUUAGAUGCCGAAUCUGUUCAAAGGCCCUCGCUUCGUAGACGUCUAUCCAAUUCCGGUACCACUACGCAAAAUUUAAUCGCUUCCUGGCAGGCCAAGAAAAAUCGUCGAAGAUCAAGCGAAGGACAAACUGAUACAACAUCGAAAACAUUAAAUCUUCUCUCGCCAUCAGCUUUGUUAUCAGAUGUUGAAGCUAGAUCAGAUCCAAAUCUUCCCUCUGAAAUGAUAAUAGUAGAUCCCUGGGAAAGCAGCAACAAAGUCGAAUCUGUGGAACGUCUGCGUAGAUGGCACGAAGCGAAUGUACCUUUAUUAGAAGAAAUGCAACGAGAGAAAUCGAUACAAAUGAAUAAUGAAAAGGAAGCAAUAAUUCCAUCAUCCAUCACUGUGAAUAAAGUAGAAUCUCAACCGUUGACUCAAGUGAAAGCAAAGGAAAGAGAAAAAGAGGAGAAUAAUAGCAUUGAGACUUCCGAAGAAUCGUCAGAAGAGAUCAGUAGUGCAGACAGCGAGGAUUUGAAAUUAUUAAAAUCAAGGAUCUUAGCAAGACAAAUUAUCGAUGAAGAAGAUACUUAUCAUCCUAGGGGAAGACCAAUCCCACACGUCGAAACAGAAUUGCCACAGAUUCCGUACGACAAAUUAUCAACGUUUGAGAUUUCGUCUCUUCCAUCCAGCAGAACGGUUACUUCAGUCUCACCCAAUAAUGUGAUGCCUAAGUCAAUUCUAAAAAAACCCAAAGAAGAAAUGAUUCUUCAAGACAAUUUUGGCAGAUCGAUUCCUCCGGAGAAACCAAUCAGAAAGACAUUGCAAUCGUAUCAACCAGAAAAUAUAGAAAAGAUAAAUAUAGAUACCAACGACAGAAUUUCGAAUCUGUCUAGUGUGUCCGAGGCUCUAAAGGCACCUACGAUGUCGGAAUCAGAUACAGAUAGUAUUAUAUCUGCGGCAGAAGCAGCCAAAAAUCGAAGAAUGCAAUCAAAAUGGCGAUCCAUAUCACCUGAAGAAGAGGCAGCCGAAAUAGAAGCUAGAAUGGCUGUUGUAAAUCAAUACACUGAGAUAGUUCGGGAACACGCGAGUCAUUCACGACACAGUAGCGCAGCUAGCUCUCGAAGAUCCUCCAUUUCCGAAGAUCAAGAUCAAAAGUAUCGAGUGCAAGAAAAACUUGCAUCAAAAUUAACAGACAAACAAGAGCAGGAUGAGAAAUUGAAAUUAAAAAUUAAAAGUAAGAACGAAGUCAAUAGACAAAAGAAAAAUAAUCAAACGCCAAAAAAGGAGAAAGGAGAAAGUACUGAUUUUAGAGGUACUACUCCAGCAAGAGAUACGAUGACUGCGAAGCGCAGAAGUAGGCCAAACUCCAGGGAUCAAUCUCCAGCUGCGAGGAGAAAUGAAAGAAUAGGAGGUACUUGUUCGAGAUCAUCUUCAAAGACCAGGAAUCGCACACCUUCUCAGGAAAGAAAUAGUCAAUCUUUAGUAAAAAAUGAUUUAAUAAAUGAGCAAGGCCCUCGUAGAUCUAAAGCAUCUUCUAGACCUUCCUCACGCUCCUCAUCGAGAUCAAGCUCUAGGGAAAGAUUUGGGACAACAGUACCAGUAGAAUCAAAGGUUGAAAAAUUGCAGAAAGCACUCGAGAGUAGUAAGUAUCGAGCAAUAAGAAAAGAAAUCGAAGUAACCGGAGAAAGCGUUUUUGAUCGAACAAACGGAAAGUUAGCUCUAGAAGCUAAAAAAACAGUCAGAUCAACGGUGAGCUAUAUAACCGAUCUGACAUUGCUGAUAGCUGCGAUGUAUAUUUAUUUCUUUAAGAAAGAAACCUUGGCGGUCCCGUUUAUCGUGCUUCUUCUAUAUCGAAGGGUACAGGAAGAAAUACACAAAUGGAUGCCACGUCGUUGGAGGCGAUCUAUCAAGAAACACUAAUUGAUCGAUAUAACUGGAUAUCACACACGCACACA
Messenger RNA from Wasmannia auropunctata (little fire ant), 4514 nucleotides. RefSeq lists its product as uncharacterized. The transcript has 9 exons. Lineage: Eukaryota; Metazoa; Arthropoda; Insecta; Hymenoptera; Formicidae. The record is from RefSeq and is a predicted model, not a curated record. Gene Ontology annotation, molecular function: protein binding. The coding region runs from base 238 to 4479 and encodes 1413 amino acids.